AGUUUCAGCCGCGCUGUCCAUAGGAAGCGUGGUCUAAAGGGGUGAGAUGAUGUGAAGCUCAUAUCGUACCAUGAACUAAGAAAACCCUCAAUUAUACCGUCGACGAAAUAAAACAUUGUGUGUGAGAGAUUCGUGGUGGAGCUUUCAACCACACGACCGCCUGCCUCUCAUCAGAACCCACCCAAAAUCCGUCUUACAAGCAAGGGAGUGAGUGAGCGAGUGAGUGAUUACAGGGAGAAACCAGAGACUGUUGUAAACAGGAAGCACACAACAAACAGACAUUGAGAAACCGAGCGACAGGAAGAUCAUUUUGUCUGAGAAAGAACAGAAGACACGGAAAGCGAAAGAAGCAUAAUCACAAUGGACCCAAAUAUCUCGGCAUCCGCUCUGGGUGAGCCACAGCACCUCGGCAUCGGUUUCUACCUCCUCCCCUUUGCCACGUUCCUCUGCUUCCUCGUCCCGGUCCUCUACAUCUUUCCCCCGAUCCCGGCUACCACCAGCGACGCCCUGCGGUCAACGCACACCAAGAUUGGUGUCCCGCCGCCAAAGAGCAACCUCCGGGACCAGCACUCCGUCAAGGCCGAUAAGUCCAACAACAGCAGCAACAGCAACACCGCCUCCAAUGCCGGCCCCGUCGCCCAGCUCAAGGCGCUCUGCGUCUACCCCAUCAAAUCAUGCCGCGGCAUCGAGGUGACGCGGAGCAAGCUCCUGCCCACCGGCCUGGAAUUCGACAGGCUGUACACCUUUGCACAGCUCAAAUCCCGGUUUCCGGCCGCCGUGGACGAUUCCGCCGAGGCAAAGGACCAACACACCUGGGAAUUCGUCACGCAGCGCCAAUUCCCCUUGCUCGCAACAGUCAAAGUCGACGUCUACGUUCCGGACGCGACGAAAUCCACAGUCUUUAUGGAGAAGUCGUCGGACGCAUGGAUCGUGAUGCGGUUUCCCUGGAGGGAACCGGGGUUCCGGGGCACCAUGUCGUGGGUGGCGUCCAAGAUCCGGGACGGGUGGCGGGGCGUCCCGGAGAUGGAGGUGUUGUUGCCCGUCGAGUUCCCGACCGAGGCGGAGAUUGCGGAGCGCGGGUAUACGCGCGAGGACGUGAAAGUGUGGAAGGAGGUUGUGCCGGCGCUGAAUAUGGAAAAGGAGUUGCCGGGGGAGCUGUGUCGGUAUCUGGGGGUGAGUAACAAGUUGACGCUGUUCCGGGUUGAUCCGGGGCAGUUGAGGGAGGUGUAUCGGUGUGCGCCGCGGAAGGAGGAGGCUGGGUAUCAACCCAUUGUUGGAUUUCAGGAUGCUUAUCCCCUGCACAUCAUGAACAUCAGCAGUCUCCAGGACUUUGACGCCAAGGUCCCCAAGGACGAUGAGCUCAAGCAUCUCGACGUCAGGCGGUUCCGGUCCAACAUCAUUGUCUCUGGUGCGCCAGCCUACGACGAAGAAUCAUGGAAAUGGGUAAACUUCACCCAGGGCACCUCAAAGGUCACCGUCCCGGCAAAGUUCCAAGUCUCGUGCCGUACAGUCCGCUGCAAAAUGCCAAACGUCGACCCAGUCACCGGCGCCCGCCACACCGUCGAACCAGACAGGUCCCUCCGCAAACUCCGCGACGUCGACGAGGGCGCCCCGCGCAUGGGGUGCCUCGGCAUGCAAAUGUGCCCGCUCUUCGAGGGCACUGACCGCGUCGAGUACAUGCAGGCCUGGCUCGAGGUCGGCAUGGACGUCUCUGUGCUAGAGCGCGGCGAGCACGUGUACAUUAAGCAGUGAGAAAAAAGCAUGCCCAGCUCUCUCUUUCUCGCCCUAUCUCGAUCUUACGUCGGAGGAAGGGAUGUCCGGGCAGCAGCGGCUGACGAAAGGAUGUGGAUGCUGCCGAGGAGAGAGAGUGUGUUGAGGUUUUGUCUUUGCUUGGUUAUGGUGUGGAGGCAUAAUAGAUAUAGACUUGGGCCACAAUCACAUGCAGAAAGGAGAAUGUUGCAGGUUAGAAACCGGAA
Colletotrichum godetiae is the source of this 1976-nucleotide messenger RNA. Its product is annotated as MOSC domain-containing protein. NCBI's taxonomy places the organism in Eukaryota, Fungi, Ascomycota, Sordariomycetes, Glomerellales, Glomerellaceae. The record is from RefSeq and is a predicted model, not a curated record. The transcript has 4 exons. Gene Ontology annotation, molecular function: catalytic activity; pyridoxal phosphate binding; molybdenum ion binding. Bases 361 to 1752 code for a protein of 463 amino acids.